Molecule: messenger RNA, 660 nt
Organism: Strongylus vulgaris
Lineage: Eukaryota; Metazoa; Nematoda; Chromadorea; Rhabditida; Strongylidae
Source: the annotation of a GenBank genome assembly
CUGGGGACUUGUAUACUCUGUUUUAGUGCUGCUUUCUUCCGAGGCCUCAUUGAACGUCCAGGAAUCAAUCCUCUCAACAUUAAAAAAGUUUUCAACUUUUUGUUCAGUGGUGCUCCGGACACUGAGGUAAUCGUUGGUGUCAAUAAUGAGUUUGUGACUAUUAUUGACGGUGUCAAGCAUGAUCUCCUACUUGUCCAGAAAAUACGCGACUGUUCUUGGAGAAAACUGAUAUACUCACCGGAAGAAAUAAGAAAAGGUCAUCAACACUUGCUGUUCCUAUCGUUUCCGGAUGACGAUUAUAUAAAGUCUCGUAAUGACUUUAUAUCAGGAAAAGCUGAACAGUUAGCUUCCAUGAAGAUGAAUAUAUUGCACAUUUUCUCAAGCCAGACAAUGCUCUUGAAUGCUAUGCUGAACUCGGUAAAGACUACCAUCAAGGAUGAUGAUAUUAUCAUAGACGAGACUGUCACCGAGCAGUCAACACCUUCAACCGGCUACCCUGUUGCAGGUCGUGCAACAGUUGCUCGUACUCCAUCACUGUCGAAAAGCCAUCGCAUGUGCUUAGCCAGUUUCGAGGAUGGUAAAUUUGUAAAAGCCAAGGGCAGCUAUAAGAAAGUGAAUUGGGAAACUGUCCAACGGAAAGGCAUCGAAGUUAUGUUGUAG